Molecule: messenger RNA, 843 nt
Organism: Lethenteron reissneri (Far Eastern brook lamprey)
Lineage: Eukaryota; Metazoa; Chordata; Hyperoartia; Petromyzontiformes; Petromyzontidae
Product: deoxyuridine 5'-triphosphate nucleotidohydrolase, mitochondrial-like
Biological process (GO): dUTP catabolic process; dUMP biosynthetic process
Molecular function (GO): dUTP diphosphatase activity; magnesium ion binding
Source: RefSeq, a predicted model, not a curated record
UUUAUAAGAAUCGUCUCAAUUUUUUUACCCGCCAAUUUUUCCCCCCCUUCAAGUUUUACUCAGCGAACGGUCCCGAUAAUCGCAUUGAUUUGAACGCUUUUAGUGAAUAGUCGCGAGGACGUUAAAACAACAAUUUUUGACUCAUUUUCGGGAUUUUUUUGUCGACUAAAUCGGUAGAAAUGCCCGUCACAGACCGAGCUCUCCUACGCUUCGCUAAGCUGAGCGCCAACGCCGUGGCGCCCUACAAGGCAUCCGACAAGGCCGCAGGAUUCGAUCUCCACAGUGCAUACGACUACGAGAUCCCGCCCAUGGACAGACUGGUGGUGCAGACCGACAUUCAGAUCGCACUGCCGGAGGGCUGCUACGGACGCAUCGCGCCGAGAUCAGGCCUGGCUGCCAAACACGGGAUCGACGUCGGAGCCGGCGUCGUAGACGAAGACUACAGAGGAAAUGUCGGUGUGGUGCUCUUCAACUUCGGGAAGAAGCCUUUUGUCGUUAAGAGGGGAGACCGGAUUGCACAGCUGAUUUGCGAAAAGAUCUUCUACCCCCAGUUGGAAGAGUGCACGUCACUGGAAAACACGGAACGAGGCAGCGGAGGUUUUGGAUCGACUGGAAAAAACUAGACGAACGGAAAUGAAGUGUGAAGAUUUGAGACUUUCGUAACUUGUGUAUUGUUCCUGCAUAACUUACUGCCAUGUAAUCAAAUGCCAGUCCUUGUAAUUUCAAUUGCGCUUUGAUUACCAUUUCACUGUAACUCCAGUAUUUGUAUUAUCUUCAAAAGUAGUUUGGAUACAUUUCACAAUGAGUGUUCUGUUUGUUAGUAAAAGCAUUACAAAAAAUGUA